Molecule: messenger RNA, 2550 nt
Organism: Patiria miniata (bat star)
Lineage: Eukaryota; Metazoa; Echinodermata; Asteroidea; Valvatida; Asterinidae
Product: piggyBac transposable element-derived protein 4-like
Exons: 2
Coding region: 89-2305 (738 amino acids)
Source: RefSeq, a predicted model, not a curated record
GAGUUUGUUUGCCUACCUGAAAGCUGAAAGGCUGUGUUGGUAAAUACAUAAUUUGAAGAGUUAGAGAGCCAGAAAUCUAUCUGCAAGCAUGGCAGAAAUGGCUGAGAAUGCUGGUGGUGCACAUGAGGCGAAGGAGACCGGGGGAAAAAUAGUGGAGAUGGCAGGAACUCCAACUUCAAGCGAAGAGCUACAUGCAGCACCGCCAGAAAAAAGGAUGAGAGUGGAAGGCAACCAAGACCAGCCGUCGACGUCUUACAUGUUCAUGUCUGGCCUGAUUUCGGCUCUGAAAGACAAGCCGGAUGGUGAAGAGGAGGAGGAAGACAUCAUGGACUUCUUCGGUGGUGAUGAUGAUUAUGGUGGUGAUGGGGAUGGUGGUGAUGAUGAGGAUGAUGAUGAUGAUGAUGGUGAAGAAAAACGCGGGUACAUGUAUCAGUCAAGUGAUGAGGAUUCCUCAACAGAUGUGGAGCUCCCCUCUGAAGACUUUGUAUCACCGAGUAUCACCUCAUCAGACGAUGAAGAAGAUAACACGUAUUCUUCAUCAGGCCCUAGGAUCCUUACUGAUGACUACUUGCUGUCUGGUCUCAUCGCAUCGGGAGUUAAAGAACAUGGUGCAUACCCGCGGAAGAGGGUUCAAAGGCAGAAGCACGAGGGAGUUGACCCAGCCUCCGAUGAUGACCCGAUUGAGCCAGGUCACUAUCAGCAGCCUCAGUACCGCAAAGACCGCCGUGGUUGGACCAGGGAACUGACCACAAUUCCUGUUCAUGAGUUUGAGGGCAGGAAGCCGUACGGUCCAGCCUUUGAGCGUCCGGAGGACGACGACCCUCUGAAGUACUUUCUAAAAUUCUUCCCUUUGGAUCUGUUCAAGAAGAUGGCUCGCUGGACAAACAUCAAUGGGGGUGCUAAUCCACGUUUUGGCAAAAAGACCACGCCCGAGGAGGUCAAAGCGUGGUUUGGCAUCAGGAUGAUUCAGGGCGUUCACAGCAACAGCAACGCCGACGAUGACUGGUCAACCAGGGACUCCCUGAUGAACCCCAAAAUUAAGCGCACUAUGAUGAAGAACAGGUUCAGUAUGCUAUCAGAGGUCUUGGCCUGUGCUAAUCCCUUCAAAGGGCCGCAGCAGAUCAGAGACAAGCAAAAUCGCAACUUGUACAUGAAAAACCAUCCACUGUACCGUCUCCAGCACAUCUGGGACACUGUCAACAAGCUCUGCCUUGACAACUACAACCCUUGCAAGGAGCUCACACUUGACGAAGCAACGACCAAGUACAAAGGAGGCAAGUCUGGCGUCAAGCGGUUUUUCUUGCCUCUGAAACCGGGCAGGAUAGGGUUUAAAAUCCACGCCAUCUGCGAUCCCAACACUGGAUACACCCUUCAUAUGAUGGUUCACAGCGAGUCCAACAAAAACAUGAAAGAUGUCGUCAUGAAAACAAUGGACCCCUUUGUAGGUCGGUACCACCAGCUGUAUUGCAGCAAGUCAUACACUUCACCUGGCCUUGCGUCCGAGCUACUGGAAAAGAGGACAUACAUGUGCGGUGCUGUGAGACGAGUGUCAAAGGGCCUUCCUGAUGACUUCAGCACCAAUCCAGUCGUCAACCCCACCCGGUACCGCCACAUGGAGAUGAUGGCCAAAACGCCGCGAGGCACCAUCUAUUCGCGGCAGAAGGGACAGCAGACUGUGGUCCUAUGGCGAGACACCAAGAUCCUCACCUUUCUAUCCACGUGUCACCAGGGCUUCCGCAACCAGGCAACCGACUUCUUGCCCAGGAACAUCCGAGAGAAGGGAGAGAAGAAAUCCAGCCAGAAGGAAGUACGAGCUCCUCCCCAUGCCAUGGACUACAAUCAGUUCAUUGGAGGUGUUGACAAAGCUGACCAGCUUCGUGGGUACCACACCUGCAGCCGACAGUCCAUGGCUUGGUGGAAGAAAAUCAUGUACUUCCUUGUCGACGUGGCCCGAGUGAACGCCUGGAUAUGUUACAAGGCAAACGUGAAGGCACAGCCACGCGUCGUUCCCCUCACCCACCGACUCUUUACCGUUGAGAUAGCCGAGAAGCUCAUCGCUGGCUUCUCUGAGGGCUCCACCCGGUGUCAUCAGCAACUUGAGCUCGCCCCAGUUCCGAGCAUCAAUGGGCCCAUCCACCAGUCCAUCCGCAUGCCCGUGAAAGCUGCCAAGAUGUGCGUCCAGUGCCGUCGAAAAGGACGGACAACAACCAAGGGACAUCACGUGACCACUCGCUCUGGGUGCACAUCCUGUAAUAUCCAUCUCUGCCGUGGAAAAUGCUUUCUGGAGUUUCACACUGCUGAAUGAACGUACCACUGCCUCAUGAAAAAAGGGGGAAAAUCCCUCAAAAUAGAGGGGAAAAGAUAAAAGAAGUCAAAUAGUAAGAAGAUAUCAGAAGAAAAAUGAAAAGUUCAGAUGUAAUUCAAGUUGCAUUCUUCUUGCUCUUCCAAAAAAAAUCAAUAUUCAACCUGCAUGCUACAUUCCUACCAAAAACCUCUCUGUUUUCCCCUUUUUUGGGGGGAUGUCUGCAACCUUCCGAAAAAAAGAUUUUG